Salvia hispanica is the source of this 943-nucleotide messenger RNA. RefSeq names its product pathogenesis-related protein PR-1-like. The record is from RefSeq and is a predicted model, not a curated record. Gene Ontology annotation, cellular component: extracellular region. Lineage: Eukaryota; Viridiplantae; Streptophyta; Magnoliopsida; Lamiales; Lamiaceae.
GCCACCCCACAAAAACACACACUAGCUACACACACUUCACUUUUAACUAACACCAUAAAUUCAACUACUCUUAUAAAUGGCUUCGCCAAAUACAACGUAAUCCUAUAAAUAUACCUCUCCCAAAUAAGAUUUCGCUACAUAUAUCAAAUUUAUUUAACAUGAAGACGCUUUUCGUCGUCGUCGUCCUCAUCCUCGUCCUGAUCCCGGCCAAUGCCGCGGCCGCGUCGUCCAAGAGCCAGUUCCUGGCCGUGCAGAACGCGGCCAGGGCGGCGCUGGGGCUGCGGCCGCUGGCGUGGGACCGGAGGAUAGCGCGGUACGCGGCGGUGUACGCGCGGCGGCGGCGCGGGGACUGCGAGCUGCGUCACUCGGGGGGGCCGUACGGGGAGAACAUCUUCUGGGGGAGCGGGGGCGCGUGGACGGCGGCGGAGGCGGCGGCGGACUGGGUGGCAGAGCGGCGGCAGUACAGCUACAAGUCGAAUUCGUGCGCGGACGGGCAGCAGUGCGGGCAUUACACGCAGAUUGUGUGGCGGGAGACGACGAGGAUGGGUUGCGCCAAAGUGGUGUGCGACGGAGGGAAGGGUGUUUUCGUCAUUUGCAACUACGAUCCGCCGGGGAAUUACGUUGGAGAGAGGCCUUAUUAGUUAACCUCAUUAGUAAUUACGCUAAACUAUACUGUGGUAUAUAUAUAUAUGAUUUUUAAUUAAUACUAUAAUACAUAUAUAUAGUUUGUAAUUUUUAAACUUUUUUGGGUGGUUUGUAACUAUGUAUAUAGGACAUAGCGCUACUAAUGAGGUGUAUCGCAAAAAAUAGAGAAACGGAGACGAAUGGUGAUAUGAUAAUUAAGUCGGUACAUCCUUCAUCUUUGAAAACUAUAAUGUUUGACUUUUAGUUGGGUAGACGUUACUACCUCCGUUCCAUAGUAAUGGAGUCAUUUUUUCAUUUU